Molecule: messenger RNA, 4938 nt
Organism: Salmo salar (Atlantic salmon)
Lineage: Eukaryota; Metazoa; Chordata; Actinopteri; Salmoniformes; Salmonidae
Product: anoctamin-10
Biological process (GO): chloride transmembrane transport
Cellular component (GO): plasma membrane
Molecular function (GO): chloride channel activity
Source: RefSeq, a predicted model, not a curated record
UAUCUCUAUGCUAUGUAGGCCUACACACACAGCAUAGCACGUUGGUGGGUGUGAUAACUGCGGGCUGAAGUCUACAGCGGCGCUUGCCUGUCAGUGCCAGUGACGUGGAAAGGCAGAAGUCAAGCAACUCUUCUGAUUUCUCAAGACAAUAGAAGAUUCGAAAUAGGUUUUUAUUGUCGACUUGGCUUCGCGGGCAACCUUUAAAAGUGGUCGUUAUUGCGCCAGCGAACGAAGGACGUGGCUUCACAGGGAGAGGGGAAAAUGCAAAAAAGCUUGUCAGUUUAUGACAGUGAUGGCUCAACAUUUGCCCCUCUGGUGGUCAUCGAGUUGGUUUCCGAAACCAAAGAGGAAGCCAUCGCAUGGUUACUAAACAGGGUCAGAGACAAGCAGCAAGAUGGAGGGGCUGAGCUGCUGGUGGAGCAGCUGACUCCAGGGGCCCAGGGCACGGAGAAGGACAACCCCAAUGUGUAUGUGGUGGGGGCCUCCUGGCAAAGGCUCCUAUACGGAGCUGAGGACGUGGGCCUCUUCAAGGAGUUCAACGACGGCUCCAUGAGAGGCUUCACGUAUGCCAACAAGCACAACUUCAAAGAGUUCCAAGGUGAUGGGGAUGGUUUUCUGAGCAUGGCAGAGUGUCAAUACAUCAUAAAACAUGGACUGGACAACCUGAGGGCCAAGGAUGAGGCCCACGUGCCUGGAUAUCCUAAAAUGAAACUGUAUCCAGGGAAGUCGGUCAUACGCAGAAUGCAAUCAAAGGGGGUCCUUGUCCAAGUUUUCCCUCUGCAUGAGAAGGAGGAACUCAAGAGGCUUUCCUUUUCCUGGUUCAAAAAGAUCAAGUUGUCCUUCCAGCCUCUUGAUGACAUCAGGCACUACUUUGGUGAGGGUAUGGCACUCUACUUUGGUUUCCUGGAGUACUUCACCUUGGCCCUGAUCCCCAUGGCCCUCAUAGGGAUACCAUACUACCUCUUCGACUGGGAGGACUACGACAAGUUUACGGUGUUCGCCGGUUUCAACCUGGUGUGGUGCACAGUGAUCCUGGAGUUGUGGAAGCGCCUCAGCGCUUCGCUGGCGUACGGCUGGGGCACCCUGAGCAGGAAGAAAGCCUUCGAAGAGCCGAGGCCGGGCUUCCACGGCGUCUUGGGCGUCAACCCUGUCACGGGGCGGGCGGAGCCACUCUACUCAAACGCCAAGCGUCAGCUGAGGAUCUACCUGGUGUCUGUUCCCUUUGUGCUGCUGUGCCUCUACCUGUCUCUCUACGUCAUGAUGAUCUACUUUGACAUGGAGGGCUGGGCCUUGAUGAUCCAUGAUGAGGAGCCUACCUUCUGGACGGGACUGCUACUUUUUAUCCCCAGUAUUAUCUACGCUGUAGUUAUAGAGAUCAUGAACCUCAUAUACCGCUAUGCUGCAGAGUUCCUCACUGGCUGGGAAAACCACAGGCUUGAGUCAACAUUUCAAAAUCACCUGGUCCUUAAAGUAUUGGUGUUCAACUUCUUCAACUGUUUUGCCUCCCUAUUCUACAUUGCCUUUGUGAUGCAGGACAUGGUGCUUCUCAGACAGAGUCUGGCCACGCUGCUGAUAACGUCUCAGAUCCUGAACCAGAUCAUGGAGGCCUUCCUGCCCUACUGGCUCCAGAGGAGGAGGAACAAGAAGGCCCAUAAGAGGAUGAUAAAAACCAUGGAAGACAAGGAGCUGCCCCUCUCUGAGCAGGUCAAGCUGGAGGCAGACAUGAGCACCUACCUGGGAACAUUUGAUGACUACCUGGAGCUGUUCCUGCUGUUUGGCUAUGUCAGUCUGUUCUCCUGUGUCUACCCUCUGGCCGCGGUGCUGGUGGUGCUCAACAACGUCACAGAGGUCUACUCGGAUGCCUUCAAGAUGUGCAAGGUGUUCAAAAGACCCUUUUCUGAGCCUGCAGCCAAUAUAGGGGUGUGGCAGCUUGCCUUUGAGGCCAUGAGUGUGAUCGCCGUGGUGACCAACUGUGCCUUGAUUGGCAUGUCCCCCCAAGUCAAGUCCUAUUUCCCGGAGUCAGAGACACAGCUCAUACUGUGGGUGGUGGGCUUCGAGCACUUCCUCUUGGCCUCCAAGUUCAUCCUGACCUUUGUGAUCCCAGACGUCCCCAAACACAUCCAGAUCAAACUGUCACGUCUGGAGUUUGAGUCCCUGGAGGCUCUGAAGAAAAGGAAAAUGCUGGAGGCCUCGGGGAUCCCAAAAACUGCUAAGUGAUGGAGAGAAGAGGCCGAUCGUUCAGAUACUGACAAGACGAAGAUAGGCUAAACUCCAGAUGGAAGAUGCCCUCCAAACGAAGAAAGAUUCACUUCAGAUGGUUCAAAUAGACUGUUUUCUUUACAACACCACAAUUAGCUCAAAGCUUAUUUAUGCAUAAAAUAUCAAAAAGUCGUUUUUUUUAUAUAUAUAAACGGUUUUAUGGUUUUAUGCUCUUAGCCUCUGCCCUGUUGCCAGGUAUUUCUGUUUGGUUUGCGGAGUGUAGUGUAUUACCUGCAGAUGUCUAUAGAACAUUACUGUAUGUGAUUAAAACAAUCAUGAAGACUAGCCUGUCGUCCGUAAACCACUGUUGUAAAUACAUUGCUACGUACCAAUGUAUGUUAAGGCAGGGCUUGACUUUCAGGUCAAUUUGCCAACGGCACACUGGGCCGAAUGAAAGAAAUACUGGCACGUUUCAACAUCUGGCAGGCAAGCGAAUGAUGCGCGCAUAAAUUCAAGAGCUUGUGAUUUUCUUUCAUUUGGGCUGAGCAAGUAGCCUACAGGAUUCAGACAGACAUUGGGAAGUCAAAUUUAAUGAUAGUUUAAAAGUAAUUAAUUGUAAUUUUCAAGGACCUACAUUUUUAUAUUGAAUUGUCAUAGCCUAUAGAAAAAAUCCCCCCAAAACAUGUAAGCAAAAAAGUAUGCAUGACAACUUAGUGAAUAAUGCAUGUUUUAUUAAGCCUUCCAAAUGGCAUUAUGCAAUGACGUAAAAAUAUUUGACAUUCUAAAACAUGUCAGAAUAAAGCGGACAUUGCCUGACUAAAUAGACUGUAUGUAGAUGCUCCCAACACAAACACACUAAUGAAGUCUGUGGCAGCUAGUCAGUCUCACCAUUUGAAAUGUUGAGUUAUUGAGGGGUUAAUGUAUCAUGUUUUAAAACAAAGUGAGCAAAAAUCUGGUUCCCUUUGUAACGGAACGAUUUGUAUUCCACUGGUUUUCCUGCUCAUAACUGCACGUGGUUUUACCGCAAAUAUAGCAACAGACCAGCGCGAAAAACAAAUGAAAGCAGAUCUCUCACAAAAACGGAUCAGAAAUUAAAUCAAGGAAUAAUUAUAUUGCAGUAAAACUUCUAAAUCGGCUACCUUCAAGGACUUUUCUAGGACCAAAUAGCAUCGUAGAAAUGUCUGAUUAUCAAGUUUGGCUAUUCUAUGAUGACAAUUGCGCAAAACAAAUAUUCUACCAAGACGGAACUUUUUAUUCCUGGUUUGCAUACCCAUUCUUGCCUUAGCAUUUAUUGGUAUUUAUCAUAACUUUGAAGAUGUUUCCUACCUCUAUCGGUCUUCAGUGAGCUGCUCCACACAACAAUCUCAAGCUCGGCUUAAUGUGUAGUUUAUGGCGCGGGUUUGAUAAAUAAUCAACAUAACGAACUCACAGCUUCAGGAAUCCUUUAUUACAUAGCCUAGAUUAAAUAUAGCAUUUUUACAAUAUUUGUUUUCACUGGCCCAGGUGGCCACUGACCGGGAUGAUCAACUGGCCCGGAGGGUUUCCAAAACCUCCCCGGGCCAGCGGCCAGCCCUGAACGUCAGGCCCUGGUUAAGGCGUUGAAUAAUAGGUCAUUGUAGGUGUAUGGAUGCGGUUGAGGGUAUGCUGUGUUACAUAGACUUUUCAUGUUCAUAUGGCCAUUAUGGAAUUGGUGGAGGCGGUUCAGUUUGAGAUAGAUGGCCUAUGGUAAUUAUAUCCAGACAGUAUUCCACCAACAGAUGACAUGAAUUACUUUUCAAAAAUAGGUUUUCACAUUAGACAGAGUUUUAGACCAACAGCUUUGCUUAAAAGCCACUAUAGUCAGUUAGGGGCAGGACUACAUCCAGUAUCAGUAGGUCUGUCAGAGACGUUAAGUAGAACUACUUUCAAAAUGGACGACUAAACACGUGAAAGUCUUAGGAAUUCUGGCAUAAUGAUGUGCUCUAUAGCAUUGAGGUCCUUGAAACGUUUACAUAGUAUUGCCAGAGUAUAAUAUAUGCCAUUAAGCAGACACUUUUAUCCAAAUAGACUUAGUCAUGCAUACAUUUUACUUAUGUGUGGCCCCAGCAGGAGUCAAACCCACGAUCCUUGGCAUAGCAAGCGCCAUGCUCUACCCCCUGAGCCACACAGAGCCACACAUCCAGGGUAUUAUCUGAUCCAUAGUGAUACUACACAUGGAGAUAGGAAAGAUCUAAUUAUCUAUGGUGAUGCUUCAGUAUGCUACAGAGAAAUUGUAAAGACUGGAAUGGAAUUAAUGGAACAUAUUGAACACAUGGAAACCAUGUCUGAUUCCAUCCAUUUCAAUGAGCCCGUCCUCCUAUAGCUCCUCCCACCAGCCUCUGUAUCAUACUGAUGCAUGGUAUGUUACGUAAUGUUAAAUACUCCUCACAGCCUGCAACUAUCAUGGUCAUUGUUACUCAGUCUAAUCAAUGACUGUCAAUCAGAAGUAGUGAUACUUGGAAUGUAUGUGAGUGGAAAUUCAUUGAUUUCUUUUUAUGUUGUUUAUGCUAUUAGUCCAUGCACUCUUGAAGACCCCCUCAGAGCGGGCUUGUGCCUUUGAUAUGACAUGCGAUGCUGUCAAGAUUUGUUUUAUAUGCUAUACAUACACUACAGUUUGCCAUCACAAUAUCAGAAAGUGUAUAAAAAUGGUUCAGAACAGCCUUAUUGAAACCAAACAAACCUAGCAUCCCUUUCCUCAAAUAAAUCUAUACAAAAAUCUUU